Messenger RNA from Penicillium crustosum, 834 nucleotides. RefSeq names its product putative esterase/lipase. The record is from RefSeq and is a predicted model, not a curated record. The transcript has a single exon. Lineage: Eukaryota; Fungi; Ascomycota; Eurotiomycetes; Eurotiales; Aspergillaceae. Bases 1 to 834 code for a protein of 277 amino acids. Gene Ontology annotation, molecular function: hydrolase activity.
AUGUUUAUGCGCCUGGCCACAAAUAUAUCGGCUAGUCCAGAUGAAACCCGCCAUAUCAAGUCCCGGGAUGCUGGCCGAACCAUCAAGGUUCAUCUGUAUCAGCCUUCCGGCUCGGGUCCAUCACCUGUCCUCCUCAACUUUCAUGGAAGUGGCUUCGUGCUACCCCUCCAUGGUGGCGACGAUGAGUUUUGUCGACGAGUCAGUCAGGAAACUAAGCACACUGUCUUAGAUGUCCCCUAUCGUCUGGCACCAGAACACCCGUUCCCCGCCGCCCUGAACGACGUGGAAGAUGCCAUCAAAUAUGUGUUCACGCGUCCCGAUGAAUUCGACCUGACCCGUGUAUCUGUAUCUGGAUUUAGUGCCGGGGGCAACCUCGCGCUGGCAGCUGCGUCAAGCCUCUUCGCUCCCGAUACGUUCCACUCCCUGCUGGCAUUCUAUCCUGUGACCGACCUAAGUCCUGGCCCUGGUUCAAAGACUGCCCCAGCCCGUGGUGACUUUGCAAUUCCCCUUCCAGUCAUGCGUCUCUUCGACCGCUGCUAUGUACCCUCAUCGGUUGACAAGCGGGACCCGCGGAUCUCUCCGCUAUACGCCCAGCCGGAUCGAUUCCCCCAGCGUGUCCUUAUGAUCACCGCAGAUGGGGAUACUCUCGCGCUUGAGGCUGAGGAACUGGCCCAGAAGAUCAAGAACUCGCAAGGCUGGCAUGUGGUCAGCGAGCGCAUGGCGGGCUGUAGCCAUGGAUGGGAUAAGAGGACGAGGGUGGGAACUCCACAAUACGAAGCCAAGGAGCGGGCUUAUAAAUUGGCAUUCGAUAUGCUGAAUGAGUUGAGCUCAUGA